UUAAGUCAGUUUCACGAAAGCACUCGUAAGUGAAAAAAUUCUCGUACGUCAAUUCUUAAUGAUCGCGCACGUAAGAUUACACUUACGACAAAAAGCUUCCCUAACAACGUACUUUCAUUUCUGACGCGCAUGCUUAUGACACAUUUCCGUGUUUACAUUAUUGUCGUCUGUCAAAAAUGGAAUGCAAAAAGCGAAAACCAAACUGGUCUACUGAAGAAGUAGAAGCUCUUGUCCAGGCCGUGACGGAAAACAUAAAAAUUAUCAAAGGAAAAUUCACGCCUUCGUUGACAAAUGAGGUGAAGAAUCGUUGUUGGGCAGAUAUAACCGCACAUGUCAAUUCAGCAAACUGCUCUAACAUCAGUAGGGAUGUUAGUGAUGUGAAAAAGAAAUGGCAGGAUUUGAGUAGCCAAACAAAAAAGAGAGAGGCAGAGAGAAGGAGAAGAGUUGGUGGGACAGGAGGAGGUCCCAGUAUUGAGGAUGAUUUAAAAUCAUGGGAACAGAAGAUUGUUGGAACAAUUUCUAGAUCAGCAGUAGAGGGGGUGCCUGGAGGGGUGGAUACCUCUGAAGUUUCUCAGAGUCUUGUACUUUUGGAGAAUGGUACGUACGAACUACAUGUUUAUAAUGUAAACAAAAAUUGAUGUGAAAUUAUUCUCAUGGCAUGAUAGUAUGCAAAUUUUAAAAGAAACUUGACUUGUUC
Molecule: messenger RNA, 697 nt
Organism: Magallana angulata
Lineage: Eukaryota; Metazoa; Mollusca; Bivalvia; Ostreida; Ostreidae
Exons: 3
Coding region: 177-638 (153 amino acids)
Cellular component (GO): nucleus
Source: RefSeq, a predicted model, not a curated record